Messenger RNA from Ochlerotatus camptorhynchus, 6975 nucleotides. Its product is annotated as endoplasmic reticulum aminopeptidase 2. Gene Ontology annotation, cellular component: cytoplasm. Gene Ontology annotation, molecular function: zinc ion binding; metallopeptidase activity. The transcript has 11 exons. The coding region runs from base 1234 to 4572 and encodes 1112 amino acids. The record is from RefSeq and is a predicted model, not a curated record. NCBI's taxonomy places the organism in Eukaryota, Metazoa, Arthropoda, Insecta, Diptera, Culicidae.
CUUCGCAUGUUGUGUUUCCCUAGUGAACGACGACGACCGCCGAGCAAACACAGAACACAGGAUAGUGGAGGGAGAGUUAGUCGAAAAUCUGUUUUACAACAGUGAAAAUCCUGACCUUUCGGGAGGCAGCGCUUUUCGCAUGAAAAUCUCCGUACGCACAAUCAAGAAAAUGGACUCCCAACCACCACCAGAAGUACUGGUAGACGAUAGUUAUUUAGUGGAGUGUUUAGAAGAAGCUUUUUGCAGUGUACAACCAGAAGUUCGUGGCUUAUCAGUAUUGGCACAGUAGUUCAUCUCUUGGACUCGUUCUGGAGGGGAUAUAGAAUGGGUGCAUAUAUUUCGCAGUUUACUGUCAGUGCUAAGCUUUUCAACUCAUAACCUUUGGUAGUGUAUCGCUAUUAGACGUGACUUGGAUGCUGAGAAAAUGGUGUCAUUUCGGGAGUGUGAAAAAUAUUGAAGAUUCGAAUCGGCAAUGUGGCGCAUUUAGCAAGAAAACAAUCAGUGGGUGUACAAGUGAUACAACAUAUAAAAACGAACAACAAUCAUUUUGUGAGCUAGAGCCUCUCUUUUUGGAAAGUGUAUUGUAGAACCAUCAUCGUCUCUAGGAAAUUGAUGUGCCUUUCAAACUUUUAACUGGUCACCCUCCAUAGAACCCAGCAUAUAGCACCAACCAAUCAGAAUAGCAUACUCAAGUUAGAAACUUCAAUCCCCCUCUGUUAGAAGAAUAACAAUAUUAUCACUGUAUCCUACGACGACGACGACGACGACGUCAAGAGAUUUAAUCGGAACCGUGCUCUUCACGGACGCUUGCGUUAUUUGUGCAGCAGCAGCAGCAACAACCAAAAGUGUAGCAACAUUUUAUGGAUUUAGGGAAGAAACUUCAGCAUAUAUUUAUCUCCUUGUACCGUAAGCUUCUUAGCGCGACUGGCGACUAUUGAACAUCUUUUAAAGUAAUCAUCAUAUCAAACCCGAUAUCUCUACUUGAAUAAAUAUUAUACACUUAUAAUAUCAUAUCGACAAUUUAUAUAUAUACACACACACGAAACUACAAAUUUUAUCUCACCUAGCUGCUAGUCGUAUGCAUAGAACAAGUGUAGUGAAAUAGUGAAAAGAAGCAAACACAACGGACACAGCAGUAACUCAGCAUCAACAAGUGGGCCAAAGAAGUUCUCGAGAAUCGAUUUAAGAAGAACAACACUUUCCUUCCAAUCCACAAUCCAAUCAAAGCACACCAUGAAGCGCCGAAACGACUACAAGGUGGCCAUGGCCGAAAGCAUGGAACUGGAACCGUUGGGUGGCAUGGACAAAUCUUCCGACACCAAACGCAACGGAAUUAACAAAUACGGUGGCGAUAGUACCAGUGGUCGUCCAGGACGUGAAGGCGUCGCCGUUUGUUCACAGAAGCGAGCACUAUGCGUGACGGCCAUUGUUCUGGGAACCCUGCUGGCCACCGCCUUGGUGAUAGCCUACGCCGGUCCCCAAAGCGUGUGUCCAUGCGCUGGAAAGAUACCGCCCGGGUUCGUCGUGGAAGGCUACAACAGUUCGGAACCCUUCGAACCGAUUGCCACGAAUGGCCAACCGUUUCCCUGGCUCUUGCCAACACUGCCGAACAAUGUACGACCCAAUCGGUACAUGUUGACCAUUCACCCGAACCUGACGACGAUGGACGUGAAGGGUCAAGUGACGGUUGAGUUCUACGUUGAGAAGGAAACUAGUUUCAUCGUGCUACACGCACAAGAUUUAAAUAUCACAGAGAAGGCGUUGGUAGGACCGAAGGGGUACUCCCUGAAAAUUCUGCGAAUACUGGAGUAUCCACCAAGGCAGCAGUUGUACAUAGAGCUACGGGAUAAACUACGCAAGAAGACCAACUUCACUCUCAGCAUUCGAUGGCACUCGAAAAUGAUCACCGAGCCGGAUGGGUUCUUUGUCGACGUCUUCGAACCGGAGCCAGAUGUUAAGAAAAUUCUGGCAGCGACAGUAUUAAAGCCUGGAAGUGCCCGGAAAGCAUUUCCCUGCUUUGAUGAACCACAUUUGAGGGCAUCUUUCAGGAUAUCGUUGUUCCGAGACCGGUUCCACAUAGGAUUGUCCAAUUCGAUCGUGCAGGAUACGGAUGACGUUGGAUUCUACAUGGGAACGGGUCUGCUUCGAGAUGACUUUGCCGAGACGCCCCCUCUUCCACCGAACUCGAUCUCCUGGGUGAUCAGCAGUUUUAAGCGUCAACUGCUUGAUCCCUCGCCUAUCUACCAGAUGGUCAAUAUCACCAAGGAUACCCAUAAGCCACUGCUGGAACCGACGAAACAGCCAGCGAAACUGACCAAAGCGGAGAAGAAACCAUUCCGCAAUCUAACUGCCGUUCUACUGUCCAAGAAUCUUUUCAAACUAACAAACAAUAUCCCACAUAGCACUACCAAGCCAUCUACCGUGAACGAAUCCAGCAGCGCAGUAUCCGAUGCCGUAGCGGCAAACGUAAUUCAGGGAACCCGUACCAAACAAGGUGGAAACGGAACCGAGACCAAUCAUACCAGAGCGAGUGAUGCACUGGAAAUCAAGACAGCACCGGCGUAUUCGUUCUACGCCCCACAACCUUACGUAGACAAGGGCAGUUUCGUGCUACACACAUCCAGGGAUAUUCUGGAGUAUCUUCAACAGUGGUUGGGUGUGGCGUAUCCACUGUCAAAGCUAGACUUUAUCGUGCUGCCGAACUUGAACGAUGACUUUACCAGCUCACUUGGGUUGAUCGUAUUCCGGAUGUCGUUCCUGAACUCACCGGAGGAUGUCUCCACUAAGGAUUACCACAUGUCUGUGGUAAAGAUAUCGGAGGGUAUCGUUAAGCAGUACUUUGGAGGACUAAUUUCACCGAAGACCUGGAAACACGUUUGGCUCUGGGAAGGCAUUAUCAAGUAUCUGAGCAGGUUUAUACUGACACCGAUCAAGCCACUGUGGCCGAUGAAUGAGUUGUUCUUGAUUGAGACCACUACGCGAGCCAUGGACAUCGAUGCCUUGCAAGGUUGGGAAAGUUUGAACCUUGGGACUUCCGAAACUGGAGACAACGAAGAAUUCUACAUUGACAAAUCGGCUUCGAUGCUUUCCAUGCUACAAUCAGCCAUUGGGGAAGUCAACUUCCGCCACUGUUUGGGGAAGUUCAUCAAAACGUUCAAAUUCAUGACCGCAGAGCCAGCAGAUCUGUGGUCGAUCUGUGCACGACAGGUCAACAACAGUAAAAAUGUCAAAGAGAUGAUGAACUACUGGACUAACCUGCCAGGAUUCCCAUUGGUCAAUGUCAGCCGACAAGGAAACGAGUUUCACAUCAGCCAAACCCCGUUUGCUCCAGCUGAAUUCGUUGCUAUUCAUGACGAUCCGAAUGUUGAGGAAAACGACACCACAUCCACGACCACAACGACGACGGUUGCCCUGACCACUAGCGGCAAGGACAAGAAACGUACCCGAUGGACAUUCCCAAUCACCUAUUUCACCAGCAAUAAAGAUCAACAUCCAAAAACUAUGUGGUUCAAUUCGACCGAAACCAAAAUUACACUCGAUCACUCGCCGGAAUGGAUUAAGCUGAAUCACGAUCAAACAGGAUACUACCGGGUGCUGUACGACGACGAUAAUUGGUCCAAGUUGGUCCAGCAGCUGCAAAUCAAUCAUCAGAUCUUCAGCACACAGGAUCGCGUCGGUCUCGUUUCGGAUAUCUUCACCCUAUGCCACGGCAAUCUGCUCCGCUGUGAUUACGCGAUGGAUUUGAUAACAUACUUUCCAACGGAACAGGACUGGGGUCCGGUUCUCGUGGGACUGAAGCAUCUGGAAAAAUGGCGCAAGAUCCUGAAGUAUUCCGAAUGCUACCUCGUCCUGGCGGAGUACAUCCGUCAGAAUUUGGCCAAAUCGAUUCGUGACCUAACCUGGAACGACACCGGGAAAGAAGAGAUAAAACUGCUACGACCGACGGUGCUACUGAGUGCAGUCCUCUGGGAAGAACCGGACGCGAUUCGAAACGCCAAAGAGCUAAUGAACGACCAAGCGAACAUCCCACCAAAUCUACGCUCGGUAGCGUACAUUGGAUCUGUUUUGUCCGGGGAGAUCCGUUACUGGCACGAUUGCUGGGCCCUGUACACUGCACUGCGUCGGGAGAAGGAAGUUGGAUCCGAAGAACGGAUGGAAUUACUCCGAGCGCUCGGGGUAACGAAGGAUGCCUGGCUGCAGAACCGGCUGCUGUCGCACGUGAUAACACUGCCCGUGACGGAGAUCGUUCAGGUGCUGCAGGCGAUCGCUGGUACGCCUACCGGAGGGGCGAUGGCCUGUCGGUUCCUGCAGGCCAAGUGGAUUGAUUUCCAAUCGAAGCUGGGGAAGGGAAGCGUCAACUUUGCCCGGGUGAUAUCGGCCAUCACGCAGUACGGUUCGACCAAGUUCGAUUACGAUGAGCUAAAAUCCCUCGUGGAGCGUUUUGGCGACGGACCGGGCAUGAAGAUCCUUAACAUGACCCUAAGCAUGGUGGCGGCUAACGUCGAGUGGGUCAGCCGUUCGCAGGCGUCCAUCUACAGUUGGAUCGAGAGCAAGUUCCACUUGGAUAAGUGAAACGAAUCAACCAACCAGCAGAGAAGUAAAAGAAGCCACAAACGAGAGGAAUUUUACGAAAGUGUAAUGCAGUAAAACCAGAAGAUAGGGAAACAAAAAUGAUAUACAUCUAUUUUUUAGUUUUUCCUUUUUCGAAUCUUUAGGAGAGACAAACCAAACAAACAAACAAACAAACGGCAGAUUCAAUCGAGCAAAACAAACCAGAACAAAUCUAAGUAGACAAACAAAAAAAAACAAAGUGAGACCGAGACCGGUAUGAAUGUUUUCUAGAAAGCGAGCGCGAAAUUUGAAGCUAAGAAAAUCAGAAUGCAUUUAUCUGUAGUACAAUCUCUGGUAGAAGAAUUUUUAAUCUAACUAUAAAAACGGAACAAAUCUUCCAAAGACAGAAAAGCUAACAAAACAAACAAAAAACGGAAACAUGUGCGAUAAAGCUUUUACAGCUUGUUUGACUUUUUGAGUUUACUACGCUCGACGUUUCCUGCGUUCCAUUUAUCCAUAGUUUCAUAUAGCCCGAGCCGAUAGCAAACAACACUUCAGAUGAGAAGGGACUGAUUUGUGUAACAUAGGAGCAAACAUGACGUUUAUUAUACAUUAGUCACACCCACAGAUACACACACACACACUCAUCGCAUCGAUUUCAAUGCUCUUGACAGUGAGAAAAUUCUAUUGCGUAGGAUUAGGAGUAGAUCGGAAGGACGACGAAAAAAGACGCACCGUAACAAGAAGCAACUACUUAGCUCUCGAUGAGACGUUUAUUCCCUUCAUCAGUUCUAAAUGUAGAGAAAGUAAAAAACAAAGUGGUGCACCACAGACAAGUGGACCUAGCCUGCAAAAUCCAACAGUUAACAUCAUCAUCGCAGUAGGUUCGGAGGGGUCCACUUGUCGGUGGUGGAUGCAAAGAAAUGGAUUUGACACGUAAACGCCCCCUAAACGUUUUCCGUUCCUUUUGUAUCCACAGGCGGGUGAUAAAUUGUUCAACUGUACUUUUAGUUGAUGAGAAAGAGAAUGAAAAGCUACGAACAACAAUUAUGACGAAAAACUCUAGACAAAUUGAUUUGAUUGCGUUCGCGUGUAUAUAAAAGAAAAAUGUAUAUGGAAACAAGUACGCCAUCCCCUCUCUAUAUUAAUGAUGAUUUCCUUAAAACAAACCGGGAGCACGAAAGACGCGUGAAGUGGCAACAAACGGAAAGAAGGUCAAAACAGAAACUUGACCUACAGGUGUGUGAUAUGGGUGGCGGUUCCGGACGACCUCGAAGGGAACCGAAUUUAAGCAGUAUUAACGGAAAUGGCAAACAGAUUCUCUAAUCUACUAAGCAGAGGCAGAAAUAAGCGUUUCUCAGAAUAUAUUUACGUUACAGAAAUUUAAAGUUACCAGGAAGGAGAUUAAACAUUAUGUGACAAAAAAAAUGCUAAUAAAUGUUCGGUAUCAGAGUAAACUAUAAUUAACUUUGUUGCUUCUCUUUUCCUGUAAUGAUCGUUUUCCUCCCCGAAAAAAAAACCGAAGCUGUAACGUUCUCCAUUCUUCGUUUAGUGUUCACUGAACUUAUUUAACUAAACAUCAACUAUGGAAUCGCUGACUCGUUUUGAAAUUCAAUGCAAUGACCCUGAAGAAGGCUUCAAUGAAGAAUCGAAACGUGAUCAGGGAUUCCAUGCUUGAGGUUCUUCUCCAAAAUGGAAUCAUUCUCUCGCAAUAUCUGUAAUAGGUUUUUUAAACAGCAAUGCUCAGUAAGAAAGCUGUGUAGCAAUAUAUAUAUAUAUCUAUACAAAAACACACACAUAUACGAAAAAUAGGUUCGAUUUUUUUCCUCUUUAGACUACAUGAAACAGUCGAUGAUGGAUUAGGUUUUUAAUCAAUACGCUUAUCAAACGCAUUCAAGCUUUCAGCAAACAUAACACAACCGAACACACAAAACGCAACCGGAUGAUGAAUUGCAGAUGAUAAUAUUUUCUACUUCAGUUGGUGCAUCUCGUCAGUUAUGAAAACCAAUAUUUAACCGCAAACUGUGUUAAGAAAAUGAAAACAAAGCCAGAAACUAACCGAAGGCCGAGUAUAAAGAUUUCGUGUGCUAAGUUUUGUGUCAUAUUAUCGUAUAGAGAUUAUUAUGUAUAUUAUGCAAAAUAGUGCAGAUCGCGGCAGCAGCAGCAGCAGCAAGUAAAUAGUCGGCUGUACUCUACAAAAAGAGAUAAGUAGGAGCGGAAGCAAAAGCAAAAGAACGAUAGUUUGAUUUGAAGUGAAGGCAGAUGGAAGCAUUUUUUGUUGAUUUUUUUUUUUAAACUAUCAACUGGUCGACCGACGAAAAAAGCGAAGAAAACCGAAACAAAGCGAACCCAACAACCAGAAGCGUGUCGUAAAACAUUGUGUCAAAAAAAAAGAACGUUAAUAAAACACUUCAAUCUGUAAAA